Molecule: messenger RNA, 1653 nt
Organism: Emiliania huxleyi CCMP1516
Lineage: Eukaryota; Haptophyta; Isochrysidales; Noelaerhabdaceae
Exons: 4
Coding region: 1-1653 (550 amino acids)
Biological process (GO): protein ubiquitination
Cellular component (GO): nucleus; cytoplasm
Molecular function (GO): ubiquitin-protein transferase activity; protein binding
Source: RefSeq, a predicted model, not a curated record
AUGCCACCACCCGCCAAGUCGCCCGCCGCCGAAGCGCGUGCCGUCGUCGCCGCCUCUCUGUCGGCGACGAGUCAGCUCUCCGCGGCCGUGUCGAAGCUCGACGCGAAGGCCUGUAAGGCCUUCGUCUCCGACCCCUGCGGCCUCCGGCUCCUCACCGCUCAGCUUCACGCAGGCGGCAAGUCGCAGGCGGCAAGCGACGCUGCAUGCGCCCUGUGGCACCUGCAAGACACGUGCGCAGAGCUCGAUUACGACAUCGGUGAUGAGAUCGCUGAGGUUGGCGCAAUCGAGCCUCUCGUGCACAUGCUGUCCGCCGCCUCCGACUCCGCCGCCGCCGAGAACGCGGGGGCUGUGCUCAACCGCCUGACCGUCUACCGGAGUGGCGAGGACGUCGGCACGCUGCGCGGCUGCGGUGCGCUCCAGGCGCUGCUCGGCCUGCUGCGCCGUGGCGUCCGGCUGCUCAAGCGAGGGUCCGAGGCGAGGGCGGUGACGGAGGCGGUUGGCACCCUCGCCAAUCUGAUCGAAACCUCAUCCAUGCGCGAGGCGGUCUCCGAUCCGGAGGAGGGGGCGGUCACCGAAGCGGAGGCGACCGGAUUCGUCAAAGACGUCGUCGACCUGCUUCGGCACGGCAGAAACUGGGCGGUCUUGCACUCGCUGAAAGCGCUCUACUACCUGACCACUUUCGACGCACGCUUCACCGACCGUACGCUGCGAGCGGUGGUGGAGGCCGGGGCGAUCGACGCGAUCCUCAACCUGUUGCGCAAUUGGGAUUGUUCGGACAGUGAGGACUGGGGCGAGUUCUGGCAGCUGCACGUCUAUGUCGAGCUCGCAGAAGAUGCCGUGGGCGACGGUAAGUACGUCGAUGCCGUCGACCUCGCCGUCAGUGUGCUGGACACGCUGAGCGACCCCGCAAACAAUGACUGCACGGUCUCGGGGCGCCCCAUCCCGCACCUUGUGCUGGCUACGCUCGGCGUGCCGUUGCGUGACCUCGUGCCGGUGUUCGAGUCGAGCGCCCGGGCUGCGAGGGUGUGGCUGAAACUCAUCAGCCGCAGCUGCACCGUCCACGCGCAGGAGCUGGCCGACGCCGAGACAGCCGACGAGUUGCGGUCUGCGCUUGACCGCGGCUUUGGCGCAGGAGCGGAUCUGCUCGCCCCAGAGCCGUACCGGCGCGGCCGGGAGCGGCUGGAGGCGCUGGAGAAGGCCGAGAAGCGGCGCGAGCGGUGCGAGACGCUCGGCCUCCGCGCCGUGCUCACCCCCGACGAGUUCCUCUGCCCGAUCAGCAAGGGCGUGAUGCGCGACCCCGUCGUCGCCUCGGACGGCCACUCCUACGAGCGCGUCGAGAUCUCGCGCGUCCUGCAGAUAUACCCGAGCAGGAGCCCGCUGACGCGAGAGCGGCUGGGGCCGCACCUGUACCCGAACCGCGCGCUCCUUGCGCGCAUCGCCAACCACGAGGUCGGGGCGGAGGUCAUCGACGGGCUCGAGGAGGCGAUGCAGCUGGGCGCCGCGUCGGCGCAGGCGGCCUCGCCGCCCUCGGAGCACGGCGCGGUCGCUCCGUCGGGCGGGCGCAAGCGGCGCACGGCGGCGUCGCCAGGCACGCGCAGUGCGCAGAAGAAGGGCUGCCGCCCGAAGAAGGCGGCUUCGCGGUCGGGGGAGUGA